Molecule: messenger RNA, 2595 nt
Organism: Trypanosoma theileri
Lineage: Eukaryota; Euglenozoa; Kinetoplastea; Trypanosomatida; Trypanosomatidae
Product: mannosyl-oligosaccharide glucosidase
Exons: 1
Coding region: 1-2595 (864 amino acids)
Biological process (GO): oligosaccharide metabolic process; protein N-linked glycosylation
Cellular component (GO): endoplasmic reticulum membrane
Molecular function (GO): Glc3Man9GlcNAc2 oligosaccharide glucosidase activity
Source: RefSeq, a predicted model, not a curated record
AUGCGUGAUCGUCGUCCUCUUCUGGCGCGUGGUGACAGUAAAAAGGAGAUCACAACUAGUGAUAUUAAAAAAACAAAAAGUUACCGAUCUAAGAAUGAGGAGGCAUUACCAGCUUUGACUUUCAAGGAGAUUAUCGCCCGUAUAAUCUUUUUUGUAGUAAUUCUCGGGUUACCCCUAGGUGUUAUUUACUACUACACCCCGUUCUUUGUUUUUCAGAGGUUGCGUUGUAGAGCUGUAGAGAAACUUUGGAGUGAUGAUACCAUUACUGCAUUGGAAGAGGGAUAUCAUCGUUAUCAGGAAUCUCCACCACGCUUUCCAUCCCUUGAGUAUAACAAAACAAUGCUGUGGGGAACAUAUGAACCAGGUUUGAUAUUUGCAAUGAAGACACGUACACCCAAACCGGUUUACAUUGGUAUUGCGUGGUAUGAUGAUGCAGGUCAAUAUCCUAUUCGAUACAAAAUGUCGGAUGUGUUAUCAGUUCAGCGACGUGAUAACACUAAUGAUGGUGUUAUAUCUGAUGAAAAAUCAAGUAAUUUUGAAGCUUCAUGGGUAGUUCAUGAUGGAGUUCAUUAUGGACGUCAAUUAAUACAUGAUGGACUAUUGUCUAUCAAUAUUGAAUUCCUAAAGAGUCCCUCAGGAGAUACUUGGCAUGUACGUGUUCAUGGAAGUAUGGACGGUGCAAAGGCCAUAACUUUCGUUGUAUAUCUCAUAAAUGAUGGUGGGGAUGCUUUUGAGCCUGAGAAAACAACGGAUAUGGAUGAAUCAUGGGAUCCACAAAUUAAAAGUGAGUUUGAAGAUUCUGAAGGACGACGAGAAGAAUUCAUGUUAAUUCUACAUGAUGAUCACAAUCCGUUUUUUACACCAUCACGAUGGCAAGUGUAUGGUUUAAGAGCUCCAGAAGGUGAAUUUCUUCGUGAUGUUGACUUUCGCAAAGUACCAUCUGGUGCACAUGCAUACACUACGGAAUCAUCAAGAAAGUACCAGUGGAAGAACCCUCAAGAAGGAUCUAAUACACAUAAUGUUAUGGUAUUUCGAAAACGAUACGAAUCAGAUUUUAGGGUAGAAAUGUCAAUGCGUCAUGCUUCUCAUCUUGUUGCAGCAGGUCAGGAUGCAACUGUACAUCGUCCGUUCGUUGCAACGUAUGAUGCACUUACAACAUGUCAACUCACGAAUGCUUUCCGUUUACGAGAAAAAGAUAUUUUACAUAACAUGCGAAAACUCGUCACACCAUGGUCAAAAGGUUUUCGUAUUAAACCUAAGCUGUAUGUUAACAGAGCGCGUCGUUUGCUUAGUGGAGCACUGAGUGCAUGGGGAUAUUGGCAUGGACGUUAUUUGUACGCAGACCGUAGCAUUGACGAUCUGUGGGACAAACAAGGAAGCGCAGUGACAGUUCACUCUGAUGGACAACUCCAUGAAGUGUCAAGUGAUGUAUCAGCUUUUGGAGCUGUAGCUUCACGUGUGGAGGGGGCAUAUGGAGAUAUAACACUGACAGGGUUACAACUACUAUUCAUUACACACUGGAACAAAGAAUGGACAAAGGAAGCCAUCGCAUCGUGGCUCGUGGACGCUCAGGAUAAAGUUAGUGGAUUUAUACCUCGACAUGCAACCUUUACAGCUGCUUUACGCUCAAUCAGUCCUCCUUCAAGUCGUUACGAACACCUUACCUUCGCAGCACCUCCCACAAUACUCCUCGCACUUCGUCAAAUUCUUAGCGAUGAUCAAACUUUGAGAAAAGAAACAGAAUUCUUUCACUUAUUGUUACCAUCGCUACGCCGCUGGAGGAACUGGUUCCACAUUACUCAAAGUUCCCGGAAUAAUAAUGUAAGUCUUGAGACACUUGCUUCUUCUUUUGAAAACGAAACAGAUACCAGAUAUUCUGCUCCUAUGUAUCGUUGGCGUUCUCGUGAUGGUGACCGUGUUCCUGCUAGCGGUAUGGAAGAUUAUCCAAGACCUUAUUGUAUGGGAAGUCAUGGUGAUGAAGCUCACGUGGAUCUUUUCUCUUGGGUUGCUUUUCUUAGCACGAUCAUCAGUGAUAUCGAGCUUCACUUGGGUUUUGCUGAGAGUGUUUCUAAGCGACUUUGGAAGGUUUGGUUAGAUGAGAUACAUUGGGAUGUGGAGCACAAGCGCUAUGCUGAUCGUGUCGGAUGUCCAAACGAGUCUUUUUCACCAUAUGUGGGGUAUGCAAAUCUCUACCCCUUUCUUCUGGAACUUCUUGACGACAAGGAGAGGGCGAUGGCAGUUCUCGAGCUUGGCAAUACGCAACUCAUGACACCGUACGGGAUGAUGUCCGUUUCAUAUGAUUCUGUGGGUGCAGCACGUAUGGCGGGUCUGCGUCAUGAGAAUCUGUGGAUGGGUCACAUAUGGGUUUCGACUAACGCCCUCAUGCUACGUGCGCUGAGAAGGAAGUACAUUACCCUUCUCGGCAAACCUGCAGAAGAUCUGUUUAAGCAGCUACGGGCAUCUAUAGUUGUGACAGCUGGCGGAUCCCAAACAACACAAGAGGUUUACAAUCCAGUAACGGGUGUACCCGAAAGUACAGUGUCGCUAGUGGGUCACCGAGCUCUAAUGCUUGCUCUUCUUGAAGACUACAACUGA